Messenger RNA from Closterium sp. NIES-67, 1027 nucleotides. The record is from the annotation of a GenBank genome assembly. NCBI's taxonomy places the organism in Eukaryota, Viridiplantae, Streptophyta, Zygnematophyceae, Desmidiales, Closteriaceae.
CUACCCUCUCCUCUCCUCUCUCCCCUUCUCCCCCGGCAACCUCGUCAGCUUUGCUUUUCUGACCCUCCGCUCGAGCACCCAGUCCUUUUCCCCUCUCCUAUUCCUCACCUCAGCAGCGUUAGGGUCAGGCAGGGCCAUUCUCGUUUUACACGCGCUAGAACCCAUCCCGUAAGCAAGAUGGAUCGGGAGAAGCUUAUGAAGAUGGCCACUGCCGUCCGUACCGGCGGCAAGGGCACUGUUAGGAGGAAGAAAAAGGCUGCUCACAAGACGACGACGACCGACGACAAGAGGCUAUCAAGCACGCUGAAGCGCCUGGGAGUGAACACGAUUCCUGGAAUCGAGGAGGUCAACAUCUUCAAAGACGACACCGUCCUCCACUUCUCCAACCCUAAGGUGCAAGCGUCGAUCGGAGCAAACACAUGGGUUGUUAGUGGCGUCCCGCGGGAGAAGAAUCUCCAAGAAUUGCUGCCUGGCAUCAUCAACCAGCUUGGCCCUGACAACUUGGCCGGACUGAAAAAGAUUGCUCAGGAGUAUCAGAAGGCGGGUGAGGCUGCUGCUGCCGCUGGGGCUGCUGCUGAGGAUGAUGAUGAGGUGCCAGAGCUGGUCGAGGGAGAGAACUUCGAGGAUGCUUCCAAAAAGGAACCAGCAGCCGCAGAAGCCUAAACUGGUCCACAUGCAAGUGGGUUGUUCGGGUGCUGCUGGGAAGUCUACAAGUUUAGCUCCUGGAAUUCGGAGAGGGAUGGUGCUUAGAAGGUGUGGCUUGGUGAGAGAACCUGCUGGUCCUACACUUUGAGAUAACUGGAAGCUGUGGUGCAGCUGGUUCACUCAGCAAUCACGUUGUGUAGGAAGAUGGGACUGCGGUCAUUUGCAUACGACCGCCCUAGUGGGUUUUAUUUUGCUGAUCUAUGCCCAUUUUGUGUCAUUCCUGUCCCCUGCCUUGAAGUGUAUUGGAGGCAACACACUAAAAAGCCUUUCAUUCUCCAUCAUUUCUUGAAUGACUUCUCCUGAAUUAAUGAUGUUGGACUGG